Molecule: messenger RNA, 4301 nt
Organism: Mus pahari (shrew mouse)
Lineage: Eukaryota; Metazoa; Chordata; Mammalia; Rodentia; Muridae
Gene: Sun1
Product: Sad1 and UNC84 domain containing 1
Exons: 23
Coding region: 158-2932 (924 amino acids)
Biological process (GO): nuclear envelope organization
Cellular component (GO): nuclear envelope; meiotic nuclear membrane microtubule tethering complex
Molecular function (GO): protein-membrane adaptor activity
Source: RefSeq, a predicted model, not a curated record
CGCAAAGAUCCGGACUGCCUCUGCUUCCUAAGUGCUGGGGUAAAAGGGAUGUGUGCAACUAAGCUGGCAUCUUGAGACAGGCCCGCCUAGAACUUACCAUAUAGUAGAAGAUGACCUUGAGUUCCUAAUCGUCUUGCCUCCACGUACCUCGGAUUAGAUGACAGCAUGGUCUGAGACGGUGAACAUGGACUUUUCUAGGCUGCACUCAUAUACCCCACCCCAGUGUGUGCCGGAGAACACUGGCUACACUUACGCACUCAGUUCUAGUUAUUCUUCGGAUGCUCUGGAUUUUGAAACUGAGCACAGGUUGGAACCCGUAUUUGACUCUCCAAGGAUGUCCCGCCGCAGCUUGCGCCUGGUCACAACAGCUUCAUACAGCAGUGGGGACAGCCAGGCUAUUGACUCGCACAUCAGCACCAGCAGGGCCACACCCGCCAAGGGGAGAGAAACCAGGACAGUCAAACAGAGAAGAAGUGCAAGCAAGCCAGCUUUUAGUAUCAACCACCUGUCAGGGAAGGGCUUGUCCUCAAGCACAAGCCAUGACAGCUCUUGCAGCCUGCGGAGUGCCACGGUGCUGCGGCACCCUGUGCUAGAUGAGUCCCUGAUUCGUGAGCAGACCAAAGUGGACCACUUCUGGGGUCUCGAUGAUGAUGGUGACCUUAAAGGUGGAAAUAAAGCUGCCACUCAGGGAAAUGGUGAACUGGCAGCAGAGGUGGCGAGCAGCAAUGGAUACACCUGCCGUGACUGUAGGAUGCUCUCAGCACGCACUGACGCACUCACAGCCCACUCUGCCAUCCACGGGGCCACCUCCAGGGUUUACUCCAGAGAUAGGACUCUCAAACCACGCGGUGUGUCCUUUUACCUGGAUAGGACUCUGUGGCUGGCCAAGUACACCUCCUCAUCCUUUGCAUCAUUUAUGGUUCAACUUUUUCAAGUGGUUUUAAUGAAGCUCAAUUUUGAAUCUGAAACGUACAAAUUGAAAGGCUAUGAAUCCAGAGCUUAUGAAUCACAGAGCUAUGAGACAAAGAGCCAUGAGUCAGAAGCCCAUCUCGGUCACUGUGGGAGGAUGACUGCCGGAGAACUUUCCAGAGUGGAUGGGGAGUCCCUGUGUGAUGACUGUAAGGGGAAGAAGCACCUUGAGAUACACACAGCCACCCACUCUCAACUGGCCGAGCCACACAGGGUGGCCGGGGCCGCGGGGCGCCUCUGCGUCUAUACAGGUGACCUCUUGGUUCGAGCACUUCGCAGGACUAGAGCUGCUGGGUGGUCUGUGGCCGAGGCCGUGUGGUCGGUGCUCUGGCUGACUGUCACUGCUCCAGGGAAGGCAGCCUCUGGAACCUUCUGGUGGCUAGGGAGUGGCUGGUACCAAUUUGUUACUUUGAUUUCUUGGCUGAAUGUGUUUCUUCUUACCAGGUGCCUUCGAAAUAUUUGCAAGGUUUUUGUCUUGCUCCUCCCACUCCUACUUUUACUAGGUGCUGGUGUCUCCCUGUGGGGCCAGGGAAACUUCUUCUCACUCCUACCAGUGCUGAACUGGACGGCCAUGCAGCCAACACAGAGGGUGGACGAUUCCAAGGGCAUGCAUAGACCUGGCCCUCUUCCCCCGAGCCCACCUCCAAAGGUUGAUCACAAGGCUUCCCAGUGGCCUCAGGAGAGUGACAUGGGGCAGAAGGUAGCUUCUUUGAGUGCGCAGUGCCACAACCAUGAUGAGAGACUUGCAGAGCUGACAGUCCUGCUUCAGAAACUCCAAAUACGGGUAGACCAAGUGGAUGACGGCAGGGAAGGGCUGUCGCUGUGGGUCAAGAAUAUGGUUGGACAGCACCUGCAGGAGAUGGGCACCAUAGAAUCACCUGAUGCUAAGACUGACUUCAUAACUUUCCACCGCGACCAUGAAGUGCGUCUCUCCAACUUGGAAGAUGUUCUUAGAAAACUGACAGAAAAAUCUGAGGCUAUCCAGAAGGAGCUGGAAGAAACCAAGCUGAAAGCAGGCAGCAGGGAUGAAGAGCAGCCCCUUCUUGACCGUGUGCAGCACCUAGAACUGGAACUGAACCUGCUGAAGUCACAGCUGUCAGACUGGCAGCAUCUGAGGACCAGCUGUGAGCAGGCUGGGGCCCGCAUCCAGGAGACUGUGCAGCUCAUGUUCUCUGAGGAUCAGCAGGGCGGCUCCCUUGAGUGGCUAUUAGAGAAGCUUUCCUCUCGGUUCGUGAGCAAAGAUGAGCUGCAGGUGCUUUUACAUGACCUUGAGCUGAAACUGCUGCAGAAUAUCACACACUACAUCACCGUGACAGGCCAGGCCCCGACAUCCGAGGCUAUUAUGUCUGCCGUGAAUCAGGCAGGGGUUUCAGGAAUCACAGAAGCGCAAGCACAUAUCAUUGUGAACAAUGCUCUGAAGCUAUACUCCCAAGACAAGACGGGGAUGGUGGACUUUGCUCUGGAGUCUGGAGGUGGCAGCAUCCUAAGCACUCGGUGCUCGGAGACCUAUGAGACCAAGACGGCGCUGCUGAGCCUGUUUGGGGUCCCACUGUGGUACUUCUCACAGUCACCCCGAGUGGUGAUCCAGCCCGAUAUCUACCCAGGGAAUUGCUGGGCGUUCAAAGGUUCCCAGGGGUACCUGGUGGUGCGGUUAUCCAUGAAGAUCUACCCAACCACAUUCACCAUGGAGCACAUUCCAAAGACGCUAUCACCCACUGGUAACAUCUCCAGUGCCCCCAGGGACUUCGCAGUCUAUGGACUGGAAACCGAGUAUCAAGAAGAGGGGCAGCCUCUGGGACGGUUCACCUAUGACCAGGAAGGGGACUCACUCCAGAUGUUCCACACACUGGAAAGAUCUGACCAAGCCUUCCAGAUAGUAGAGCUCCGGGUCCUGUCCAACUGGGGCCACCCUGAGUACACUUGCCUCUACCGGUUCCGAGUCCACGGAGAGCCCAUCCAGUAGAGCGCUCCAGCCAUGUACAUGUCUGUAUAUACCAAGACGCCAUAACACUGGAACUCAAUUGAGAAAGAGAGCACGUGAGCAUAGGAACUUGUCAAUCACCCUUCAAUAAAUGUGCUAUGGUCAUGAGGACAGGCUGAGUCCUCUGAGGCUCUGCGUGUGUGCUUAAAGCCCAAAAGCCUGGGAGGCUUUUUUAAUUCAUUUGAAUGUAUGGUUCUCGGACACUCCCUUUGACUUGGGGAUUUGCUUGAAUGCAUAAAGUCAGGAAGCAGACAGACUGGCAGGUUUCCAGGCUCCUGACAUAGAGGCUGAGAGCUAUGCAUUUGGCCAUCCUCUGGAUGUCAGGAAGGCAAAGUCCCAUCUGCUAAACCCACAUUUCUUUCAGGGAAAACUGUUGCUCUGUCUUCAGUCUGACCCCUUCCAGGUUCCCUGGUGGGGAGAGGCUAUGUCUGCUUUGAGCUGGGACUCCAGGGGAGUAGAUUGGGCUUUGCAAAAGAGCAGUGGGGGUGUGCACACCAUGAAUGGUGCUCUUGGGUCUCAGCCAGGCCAUUCCCCGAAGAUCACAGAAUGGGCAGGAACCUUGAGAAGCUAUGCUCUGGUGUCCUUGAGCUGUGUUAGUCUCUGCCGAAGAGGGAACACUAAGAUGGUGCUAGUGGCUGCCACUCUUGGUCUUUACCACAGCAGCAUUCUGUGCUGCCCUUGGGUUUGACUCUGCACAUUAUCAGCCCUUCUCACUGACUCCAAUUUGGUUAUAUUUAAUAUUUAGACUUUUGUGAGCAGACUUUAUAACUGAUACAUCAUCUGGACACUUAAAGUGUCUAGAUGUCUUACCUAAAGAAUUGUUAAGUUUCAUUGGUUAGGCAGCCUUGGCAGAGUACAAGCUCACCUGCUGGGGCUCAGAGUUCUGGGGUUUCAUGCAUGUUGCAAGCAGUCCUUAAGACAGUGGCCCAGAGCACAUCCACUCCGCAGGGUUAGAGCCACUGCCUGUGUGGCCAGGUUGUGUGAUAUGCACACAUUCUGCAUACUCAAGGUUACAUGCAGAAGUCAGAAUUUCCUAUAUUAAACUAAAUUGGGGAAUUGGGGGUGGAGAUAUUUCAAAUAUUUAUUUUUAAAGAUGCAAGAUAGGACUUUGUGCAAUGUAUUUUUGUAAAUGCUUUUCAAAACACUUGUCUUUGGUAUGCUUCUACUGCCACCAAAUUAAGAUGCUGUUGAGAUGUUUAAAUAAAAGAGUUAAUUUUUAAAAGUGCAUGUGCUAUUUCAAGUGAAUAAUAAAAGUGUGUAUUUCUUUUCUCAGCUUGUCUUCUCUCGGCCCAUGUGAGUGGGGAGGGAUUGCUAGGUUGUGUGCUUGAAGAGUUCCUGCUAAGUCCUGCAG